Messenger RNA from Eremothecium cymbalariae DBVPG#7215, 447 nucleotides. It is a transcript of the gene SND2, whose product is annotated as Snd2p. NCBI's taxonomy places the organism in Eukaryota, Fungi, Ascomycota, Saccharomycetes, Saccharomycetales, Saccharomycetaceae. Gene Ontology annotation, cellular component: intracellular membrane-bounded organelle. Gene Ontology annotation, biological process: vacuolar protein processing. The transcript has a single exon. The record is from RefSeq and is a predicted model, not a curated record. Bases 1 to 447 code for a protein of 148 amino acids.
AUGGCAGGGAAGUCGGAUAAAAAACAGGCGGCGGCUAAUCUUUCAAACCUAAAGACGCUAUAUACAUUGAGCAUACCGAUUAUCAUAUUGAGCGGAAUUCGUUCUCUGGUGUUUUCAAGGGAUAGUUUAUUUUACUAUGCUCUUUUGCAUGGACCACUGUUUGUGUGUAUGUAUGUGGUGGAGAGGUCGGGUCGGCCACAGUAUGACGAGCGAGGGAGGGUGAAGAAGGCGGGGAUUGAUUUGAACCAGUCCGGGGGGUUGACUGGGGCUAUAUUUGACGUGAUCUACAGUUCGUUGUUUUGUGAUGUGGUGAAGUUGGUAUUCAACAGUAAUUGGGCGUGGUGCGUAAUGGUGUGGUUACCGUUCUACUGGGGGUACCAGCUGUACCUUUUACGGAAGUCGAUGUUUUUUGGUGCCGGUGGCGGUGGCGGAGCCAGGAGGCAGUAG